Molecule: messenger RNA, 3478 nt
Organism: Grus americana (Whooping crane)
Lineage: Eukaryota; Metazoa; Chordata; Aves; Gruiformes; Gruidae
Gene: PLEKHG4B
Product: pleckstrin homology and RhoGEF domain containing G4B
Exons: 6
Coding region: 1-777 (258 amino acids)
Source: RefSeq, a predicted model, not a curated record
AUGGAGCUGUUAACCACUUUGUUCCAGGAUAUGGUGAAUGCUUGCUAUAAGAAUAAAUUCAGGGGCUUUGAUCCUUGGUCUCACAGCCUUCUGUUCGGCUUUUGCUCUUGGCGGGGCCUAUUCGGCCCGGGACUGGCCGAACUACCAGUACAGCUUGGAUCAGAGAGGCGGGAUUUCCUGCCGGAUGGGGGGCAUGCGGGCGAUCUUGAGCUUGGCCCCGGAAGCGGGGGCAAGAGCAGGAGCAAAGAAGGGCUUUCUGGAGCAAGACCCCGGUCAGGGCAGCUCUCUGCCUCGCUGUGGGGCAGUUCCUGCCAUCUCCUCCUCUUGCGGGCGGGGUGGGGGCGCCCCCCUGCCGUGUGGCGGGACCGUAGCGAGUCACUUUUUGCUGCCGGGGGGUGCGCGGAAUCUUUCGCGUCCAGCCUUUGGUCACCCAACACAGCCACUUGCUGUGGGAACAGCUUAUCUCCGACCUCGCACCGCCUGGUUAGCCUGGAAGAACAGAUUGGCAUGUAUACAUUGUACAGCAAGAACAAGCUACUAUUGGAUGCCUUCCUAAUCAGCCAUAGAAAUGACAUCUUUAAAAAUAAGUAUGCACUUCUGCUGGAGGAUAUGAUCACGGAGUGCACAAAAGCCCAGGAGCAGGAGCUCAGUGAUCUGACAGCUACUGAGGCGAUGGUGAAAUUCCAACUACACCUGGAAAUGAUCUGCUUGCUAUGGAUGAUAUUCAAGGAUGAGAUAGUCAAGAUCUUGAGCAUCAAUAGCAAUGUCUGUCUUUGACCAUUCCAUACCACUAAGGAGACCACAUUCUAUCACUAGUAGUAGCACAUCUUCCUCAAGCAACCAGACAUCAUUAUCCAUUGUAGGUUCAUUGAGUUUGCAUGUCUGCUCCAGCCUAUCACAUUCAGGGUUCUUAGGCCUACCCUUCUACCACUGGUCAUAUGAUAUUUGCACCUGCAUUGAGGAAGAUGAACUGGAGCAAGAAACAGGAAGUCAACCUUCAAUGAGUAAAUGGAUUUCAGCAUUGGCUGAAGAGGAUAUUUUUACUUGCUUGUUACUUGGAAGGAGAGACUGCCACCCACCUGGCUACAACCUCCUUUCAGGUAGUUGUAGAGACCGAUAACAUCUCCACUCAGCCUCCUUUUCUCCAAGCUAAACAACCCCAGUUCCCUCAGUCGCUUCUCACAGGACUUGUUCUCUAGACCCUUCACCAGCUUCAUUGCUCUUCUUUGGACACAUGCAUUUUAAUGACAGUGUUUCGUCAAUGUACUGUGUGGUGUCGGACAGGUAAAUACCGAAAGUCCAGAGGCAUUGUCUUUCACAUUAUUAACAUUCAUUUAUAUCAUCUUUGGGGGUUUAUGUUCAGUUUGGGACAAAAAUAGUCUUAAGAUUUUGGAAACCAGGUGUUUACUUUCUUCUGUUGUGUUGUUGGAGUUCAUGCUGUGCAUUACAGUGCAUUUCACUUUUUGUGUGCUGUUAUUCCUCUUCUUAGUCACAGAGAGUUUGGAGUAAUCUCAGUGCACUUCAGGUGAAAGUGUGAGUGGUUUUAGUAUUUCUGCCGAUUCUGAGUUGUCACAGCUUACUACAGAGACAUUUUUGAAUUAAGAUGUUUCAAGUGCUAGUUCUAAAUAUUUCUCACAGUGCAGAUUCUUCUCCACGAGAAGAAUCACAGAUCAAAGUGCAACAUGUUACACCUGUAAGUACUGUUACUGGCAAAAAGCCAGUCAAUUUUUAUUUUGCAUAUCUUUGUCAUCUUAGAAAAAUGCAAUAUUGACCUAAUGCUGAGGUCUCUUGAAGAUCCAGCUCCUGUGGACGUCAAACUGCUCUCCAUGGGAUGAGUAACUAAAUUAAACCGUCAGUUGCCUACCUGCCGUAUUUUGAUUUCUUUUGUGUUGCAAAAUUGCCAUGUUUUGCUUUGUGUUGCAAUGGUGACGUAACUGGUAAGUAUGGCAGGCUUUGGCUUGUAGCAUCUUACCCCAUACAGUGUUAUUUUACUCUUCUGUGUUUGAUGCAUUUAAAAAUCCAUCUUUUAGAAUCAAUUUGGGAGAAACUAGAAAUAUUAGUCCCACAUGCACAGUUGUCAAAUGAUUUAUUUCCUAACUUAAUUUACUUAAAGCAAUUCACUGAUUUAAAUUUCUGCCUUCAGUUAUACUUUUAUUGAGUGACUUGCUUGAGUAAAAAAAUAGAUUCUAUCUCACAUUAACUCAUGGUGUAGUUCAUUACAUGAGUGCCAACAUUUUUCUUUAAGUUAUUUUAUUGUCUCUGUUGUACAAUGCUGUGCUGCUUUUUUCUGGCAGUGGUGAUAUACAUCUUUCAGUAAGACUUCUCAUGACAGAAGUCCAAGCCCAGUGCGAGGAUGGCAGAGUCUGGCCUCAUGAGUUUGGUUUAAACAGUUGAGAUAGCAUUACAGGAAUAAAUCACAUCCAUACUGAUUGUAAUUCAGCAGAGCUUUUGAGAUGAUAGGGUGUCUUCUGGCUGAAACAAAAUUUUUUUAUAGCAGUGUGCUUGGUUCUCUCAGACAGACUUUUCAGAUCUGGAGACUUUAUGAGACUUUAUGACUUUACCUUUUGUAAGGGUAGUCUGGUGGAAAGCUUAUGUGGACCUCCUUCUUGUAAGUUGUUUUCUUAUUUCAACUUGAAUGGUCAGCAUUUCUCAGAGCACUGUCACUUUCAUGCAGCAGCUAGCUUAUAAGAAUAUGAAAUGAUGUAGUAUCAUGGAUUAAGCCCAUUCUCUGACAUAAAGCAGAGCAAUGCAUUUUUACCUGUGCUUUGUGAUUCAUGCGUAUUAGGUAUGUACAGACAGAUGUUUCCAGUACUUCAUUUUAAACACUGAUGUUUGUACCAAUGCAAUAAUCAAACAGAAAAUGUGCAAAUACACUUCUGACUUAAUACCCUUUUGAACUGGAUCAGAUUGCUUAAGUUAUGGAAGGUUGCGAGACUCUCUGGGUAUAUGGAAGGCUGAGUUGGCCACAUGGGUAUUAGUCUGUCACUGUGAGGCAAAUAAAACCUCUACCACUGCUCUGUUUAAUUCUCUUGCUUCCCAUGCUCAUUAGCAACCUUUGUCAUCUCUGAGUUACCUAUAGAUAGCAUCAUAAUGAGAUGUUUCAUUGUGAUAGUUUUCAGAGAAUUAGGCAUGAGCUGUCUCCAUCCUUCUGACUGUGGGGACCAACAAGUACAACUCCAGGCUAUAUUUCAUGUAGGGUGGGUUACAAACACAACCCUUUUUUUGUGCAAAGAUAGUAGCUUGCUGAGAAAGGGAAUACAUGGAAUUUUCUUGCAUAGACAGAAAAAUGUAUUGAUCACUUCAGGCUUAAACUGUUUGUAAAGCAUUAAAAACCUUAAACUAAACUGCAAAAUAUCCUCACCCAAAAUAUAAAAUUUGAAAAAAAAAAAAAAUUGAAAUGAAACAAUUUUAGAAUAGUUUGGGUAGGAAGGGACCUUUAAAGGUCAUCUAGUCCAACCCCCCUGCAAUAAGCAGGGAC